AUGGACUACGAAGAUGAGCAGGACAUGGCAGCAUCGCGCUCGGGCAGCAGAACCCCUCGCAACCACAGACCCGUUCCAAAACAGGCGCCACAGCAGACUGUCAACCAAUUCUGGGAUCGCUUCAAUACCAAAUAUCCCGGCAAGGUCUUUACUGUGCUUCCCGACAACCCAUAUGCUCGGAGCAAAGCCGCGCAAAAACCAAAGGGCGUUGUCCAGGGUUCCGCCGCCGUCAAAUCAUAUGAGGAGGCCAGAAAUGAAUGCGAACUGGCCGUCCGUCGCAUAGUCAAAGAGUGCGAGCACAUCAAUCAAAAGUACACCGAUCCCCAUUUUGAUCUUGAAUUCGACUUGAAGACCGGGAAAAGAAAUUGCUUAGAUGGGUUAAGAGGGCGCAAUCAGGAAAUGCUGCCGAGGGGCGUUAAAAGAGUGACAGACAUAUUUGAAAACCCCCAAUUUUUCAUCAAUGGCCCCACCCCAGGCGACGUUCGUCAAGGACGAGAUGGGGAUUGUUGGCUCAUGGCGGCUCUGUGCACAAUGGGCAACAAAGAAGAUAUUAUCAAUCGAAUCUGCGUCGCCCAAGAUGAAAAAGUCGGGGUAUACGGCUUCGUAUUUUACAGAGACGGCGAAUGGCAGCACUGCAUAGUCGACGACAAGCUGUAUCUUCGAGCUGCAGACUAUGACGAGUCCAUCGACGAACGUCCUGUUUGGGACGACAUCAGUCGCAAGGAUACCGAGGAGGAGUACCGCAAGGCCUGGCAGACAGGAUCCCGAGCCCUGUAUUUUGCGCAAUGUUCGGAUGAUAAUGAGACGUGGCUGCCGUUGCUGGAAAAGGCAUAUGCUAAGGCACAUGGUGACUAUUCUGCGAUUGAAGGCGGAUUCGUCGGGGAAGCACUUGAGGAUUUGACGGGUGGGGUGACUUCCGAGAUUCUGUCAACAAACAUUCUCGACAAAGACAAGUUUUGGAGAGAAGAGUUGAUGAAUGUCAACAAGCAAUUUCUCUUCGGGUGUGCUACAGGAAUGUUUGCAAACUGGCUUGAGCCAAACUAUCGAGGGCCACCAAGGGACCGAAAGGGUAUCUCUGAGGGUCAUUCCUAUUCUAUCAUGGAUGCCAAGGAGAUCAAUGGAGUCAGGCUACUCCGCGUAAGAAACCCUUGGGGCAAAAAGGAGUGGAGCGGAGCGUGGAGCGAUGGUUCCGAACAAUGGAGUGUAGAGUGGAUGAAGUUAUUAGGACAUAAGUUUGGGAACGACGGGGUAUUCUGGAUUUCAUAUGACGACCUUCUCAAGAAGUACCAGCACUUUGACAGAACACGCUUGUUCGGUCCCGAAUGGACAGUCACUCAACAGUGGACCAACCUCCAUGUGCCGUGGUCGGCAGACUAUCACAAUACAAAGUUCGCCGUAGAGCUUACACAGAAAAGCCCUAUUGUGGUAGUUCUAUCUCAGCUCGACACUCGGUACUUCCGUGGCUUGGAGGGUGAAUACGAUUUCACUCUUCAGUUCCGGCUCGAAAAGGAAGGCGAGGAAGAUUACAUUGUUCGCAGCAGUACCACCUACAUGAUGUCUCGGUCUGUCAAUACCGACAUCACUUUGGAUGCCGGACGGUACUCGAUUUUGGUCAAAGUCACAGCUUACCGCCGCAAAGCCACCACUAACCCGGAAAAUGUUGUUGAACAGCUCGCGUCAUGCCGAAGGGAAAAGUUGGUUCAGAUCGGCCUCUCGUACGACCUGGCCCAUACCAAGGGGCUCGAAGUGGAAACAGACGAAGAAAAAAUGCAACGAGAGGAGCGCGAAGAGCGACACCGGUUUGCUGAACGGACUAAAUUGCGCGAACGAACUAUUAAGAAACUACAACAGCAACAUAUUCGCGAGAAAAAGAUUAUGGCCAGAAAGGAGAGGAUGAUGGAACAGGAUCGGCUGAGGCAAGCGGCAGCCGCUAGUUAUCAUGCAGAGCCCCUUGAAGAGGAUGAUAGCACCUAUGGUGACAUAAAAACACCAAAUGGCAAUGGCUAUGUCAAUGGGAAUGGAAAUAGCGUCUCUCAAUCGACGAGGAAAGCUCGCGUGCCGAGUCGGCCGCCUAGACCUAGCCUCAACAUGAGCUUUUCCAGGCACGGGAAUCGCGACGUUGCAGAACUUCUUCAAGAUUUCGAAUUCGACUCUGACAUCGAUAUGCCGCCUGAGGACUCUCCACGCGCCAGCAAACUACCGAGCCUCUCGGCCGAGUCGACAUUUGGCGAAGGAGGCGAAGACCCAUGGAAUGCAGUAUGUGUGGUCGGACUCAAGGUGUUCUCCAAGGACCCGCAAUUGAAGCUGCAAGUCGUGAAACCCGAAGGUGGCAAUGGUGAAGCUCCGUUGGACCGUGACGAUCCCGCCAUGUCGGCAACCUUGGAAAAGAGAUCGUCCUGGCUCACAUAG
This is a messenger RNA of Talaromyces rugulosus, 2409 nucleotides long. RefSeq lists its product as uncharacterized. Gene Ontology annotation, molecular function: calcium-dependent cysteine-type endopeptidase activity. Gene Ontology annotation, cellular component: cytoplasm. Lineage: Eukaryota; Fungi; Ascomycota; Eurotiomycetes; Eurotiales; Trichocomaceae. The transcript is spliced from 7 exons. Gene Ontology annotation, biological process: proteolysis. The record is from RefSeq and is a predicted model, not a curated record. The coding region runs from base 1 to 2409 and encodes 802 amino acids.